CAGCUGAUAUAAUCGGUCGCUAUAUUAUUAGUCCUUUUGAAAUAACGGUAAAGUAGAAAUACUAGAGUUACACUUAAUAAUCUAUGAAAGAAAAAUGUCAAUAUGUCUUCAUACUUAGAAUCUAUGACUUGCACUAUAUCAAAUGCGAGCAUCUAUUCAACAAGCAUACGAUUCUUAUUGCCCCACCAUCAAUUCAAAAGUAAUUCUCUCAGUAGCUCGACAAUAGUUGUUGCAAGCUCUUCGUACAGUGAAAUUGUGGCAGACUCGUUAUUUUAAAUUUUUUUAUUUUGAAUAUUAAAUUUUAAUUAUAUUUCUGAUCGUUAUUAUUUCAAUAAAUCAAUAGUAAUUAUCUGUACAAUCAUAAUUAAGUAGAGGAAUACUUUUUGUUUUUAAAAAUACUAGUAAGUAUAUACGUCAUUUAUAUUAUUGAUUAUACGAGUGAACUAUGCUGUGUAACAAUUAAUUAUUACGUUAACUUCAUUUCGGUAAUUGAACGAUAAUGGAUCAACAUAAAUCAUCAGUUCCAGAAAUUUUUUUGAUAAAGUCGACGUGUUUUGGAGAAAUGGCUGAAGAACGAUCAGAAAAUAACAAAAAUUUGUGUGCCAUUUUGAGUGGAAUUAAUAAAUUUUCAAUUGAUUUUUACAAAACAAUAUCCGAUUAUGAAAAAGAUAAUCUCAUUUAUUCGCCAUUAAGUAUUGGAAUCGUUUUAUCUAUGGCAGCUUUUGGAGCUCGUGAGAUGACUGAACAAGAAAUAAAAUCUGGUUUACAUCUGCAUCAAGAUAAUGAAGUCAAUAAAAACGGUUUUCAAUCGCUCAUUGAUACUUUCAAUAAAAUCGAAAAGGUUAAAUUCCAAUUAACCCAGACAAUUUUUACCAUUGAUGGUUUUGAAGUAAAACAUGAGUUCAAAAAUAUCAUAAAAAAUAUAUUCGGAUCCACGACAAAAAGUAUUAACUUUAAACAUUCCGCAGAAGCAUGUAAAAUAAUAAAUAAAUGGUGCGCAAAACAGACUAAUGACUGUAUUGAAGAGAUUGUUGAAUCUCAUGACUUAGAUAACGCAAUAAUGGUUUUGGCAAGUGUAGUUUAUUUUAGUGGCCCGUGGCUAUUUAAAUUUGAUUCAGAAAAUACUCGCCCAAGACCAUUUCAUAUUGAUGGAAAAACUACAAUAAAUGUUGAUGCAAUGUAUCAACUAAAUUCAUUCAACUAUGGACCUCUGCCUGACAUAGAUGCAGUUUAUAUCGAGCUUCCUUAUGAGAAAACAAAUAGAGAUGACGCUACAAGUAUGUUUAUAAUUUUACCUAAUGAAAUAAGCGAUCUGAGUAGAGUUAAGGAAUCACUUGCUGACAUAAAUUUCAAAUCACUUGAAAACAAUCAAAUAAAAACGGAAAUAUACUUGCAUAUGCCCAAGUUUAAAGUUCAAAGUACACUCAAGCUUGAGCCGUUUCUUGAAAAAAUGGGAAUGACUAAUAUGUUUCGAGACAAUGCUAAUUUUACUGGUAUUACAGACCGUCUGCCACUUAAGAUCAGUAAAGUAAUCCAGAACGCUUUGAUUGGAGUUAAUGAACAUGGAACUGAAGCUGCUACAACUGCUGCAACCAACGUGCUUUUUGAAUCAUCAAGGAGUUGGCACAGUACACCGAUUACAGUCGACGUUAAUCGUCCUUUUGUUUUUGUUAUUUAUCACAGCGCUACAAAUAGUAUCUUAUUGCAAGGACAUAUUAAGUCACCGUCAAACAAUAAUUUAACCGCAUUUAUUUUUUUAGAAAUUUUUAUUAUUUUCGGAGCUAUUGUAGCAAACGCUAUGGGAAAAAUAUCGCCAAGAGAUCCAAAAAAUGAUCUUUUUGCAAUUUCAAGAGCAAUAAAUAAAUUUUCAAUGGAAUUUUAUGAGAAAUUAUUAGAGUCAGCAACAGGUAAUUUUGUAUGUUCACCAUUAAGUGUCGCCGCUGUAUUGUCAAUGGCAGCUUAUGGUGCUCGGGGUACUACGGAACUCGAAAUGAAAUCCAAAUUACAUUUACCAGAAGAUGAUAUAGUCGGACAAAAGGGUUUUAAAUUACUUUUCGAGACUUUGGACAAAAUCAAGACGAUUGAUUAUAAAUUUCUGCAGUACAUAUUUACUGACGACUAUGUCAAAAUAAAUCCAGAUAUGAACAAAAUGACAUCUCGCUACUUCCAAACAGUUUCACAAAAUGUCAAUUUUGAAGAUGCUAGAAAAGCAGCUAAAAUAAUUAAUGCGUGGUGUGAAAAAAAUACAAACAAUAUGAUUAAAGAUAUUAUUCAACCUGAUGACGUUGCGGAUGCGCUUUUGGUUCUCGUAAAUGCAAUUUACUUCAAAGGACAUUGGAAGUCACAAUUCAAACCUGAAAACACGAGUCUCCAACCAUUUUUCGUUGAUAAACAAACUUCUAAACCUGCGCAUAUGAUGAGUGACAAGAACGAAUAUAAUUUUGGACUGAUAUCUAAUUCAAAUGAUCUUUAUAUUGAGCUCCCCUAUGAGACUAAUGAUCCCAACAGUUCGGUGAGUAUGUUUGUCAUGCUCCCGUUUGAAGAUAAUUUUGAAACCAGUCUUCAAGAGAUGAACUUCAAAGAAAUGCAUGACGAAAAAAAUAUAGACAAAUUGGAACUGAUCAUGCCUAAAUUAAAACUUACAAGUACACUUGAUCUUCAGCCUACUUUAGAAAAAAUGGGAAUGCGCGAAAUGUUUACAGAUCGUGCUAAUUUUAGCGCUAUUAGCGAUCUACCACUAAAAAUUACUAAAAUUAAACAGAAAGCUUUCAUUGAAGUGAACGAAGAAGGAACGAAAGCCGCAGCUUCUACAGCGAUGGUUGGGAAGUUAAAAAGCGCAGGUUUAUUACGAUUAGUUGUUAAUAAACCAUUUAAUUGGGUGAUUGUCCAUAUAGAGACAAAUACAAUACUUUUCGCAGGCCACGUCAGAGAUCCAACUUAUUAAACUACUUAAUUAUAAGCUUUAAUUAGAAUAUUAUAAAUAGCAAAUACUAUUUAUGUUUGUAGUAAAGAUUGUAAAUUUAGUAAUAAUAAUUACUGUAAAAAGAAUAAUAAAAAAAAUUUUGAGAUGUUGAUAAACAGAA
Microplitis mediator is the source of this 3083-nucleotide messenger RNA. RefSeq lists its product as uncharacterized. The record is from RefSeq and is a predicted model, not a curated record. Lineage: Eukaryota; Metazoa; Arthropoda; Insecta; Hymenoptera; Braconidae. Gene Ontology annotation, molecular function: serine-type endopeptidase inhibitor activity. The transcript is spliced from 13 exons. Bases 500 to 2944 code for a protein of 814 amino acids.